Molecule: messenger RNA, 1542 nt
Organism: Triplophysa rosa
Lineage: Eukaryota; Metazoa; Chordata; Actinopteri; Cypriniformes; Nemacheilidae
Product: gastrula zinc finger protein XlCGF8.2DB-like
Exons: 3
Coding region: 343-1284 (313 amino acids)
Biological process (GO): regulation of transcription by RNA polymerase II
Molecular function (GO): DNA-binding transcription factor activity, RNA polymerase II-specific; RNA polymerase II cis-regulatory region sequence-specific DNA binding
Source: RefSeq, a predicted model, not a curated record
GAUUGUGCGGCACUUAUCACUGUAUUUACGGUAAUAUCAGCAACAACAUGGAAGCUGCGCUAACAGCGUGGAUUUCUUUAAUGUUUUAGACGUGCUAUAUAAUGUAAGGUGACCAGACGUGCCUGUUCCCGGGGACACCGCCUGCACAGGAUUUCAACUGCUUCUUCCGGAGGUCUGUUCCUCGAUACCACACAGUGAUGUUCAGUGAAGCGGUUCACAAACAAAUACAGAAAUAAUUCAUAUAAUACUACAAGUAAAGGGGCCACUGAAAGUGAUGAACUACUGAAUGAAGUUGAGGAGAAACGUCAGUGUCAGAAACCUCGGAAUCUUAUAAAGCUAGAAAUGUCUUCUGGUUGUUUUCAGAAGAACAAGAUUUCUUUUUCAAAAAGAAAGCAAAGAACUGAAGCAGGCAAGUAUUUCACCUGUCCUCAGUGUGGAAAGAGUUUCAAGCACAAAUGUCAUCUUAAAGAGCACGUGAGAAUUCACACUGGAGAGCGUAGAUACACAUGUCCUCAGUGUGGAAGGGGUUUUGGACAGAAAUCAAAUCUUGAGGCACAUAUGAGAAUUCAUACUGGAGAGCGCCCAUACGCAUGCCUUCAGUGUGGAAUGAAUUUCACACAGAAAAGUCAUCGUAAGGUGCACAUGAAAAUUCACACCGAAGAGCGUCAAUACGCAUGUCCUGAGUGUGGAAAGAGUUUCAAACGCAAAUAUCAUCUUGAUAUGCACAUGAGAAUUCACUCUGAAGAGCGCCUGUACGCAUGUCUUGAGUGUGAAAAGAGUUUCAAACGCAAAUCAACGCUUGAAGAGCACAUGAGAAUUCACACCGGAGAGCGCCCGUAUGUUUGUCCCCAGUGUGGAAGGAGUUUCGGACUGAAAUCAAAUUUCGAGGCACAUAUGAGAAUUCACACUGGAGAGCGCCCAUACGCAUGUCUUCAGUGUGGAAAGAGUUUCACACAGAAAUGUCACCUUAAGGUGCACAUGAAAAUUCACACUGAAGAGCGUCAAUACACAUGUCCUAAGUGUGGAAAGAGUUUCAUACAGAAAUCAAAUUUUGAGGCACAUACGAGAAUUCACACUGGAGAGCGCCCAUACGCAUGUCCUCGGUGUGGAAAGAGCUUCAAACGCAAAUAUUAUCAUGAGAUGCACGUAAGAAAUCACACCGAAGAGCGCCCAUACCAGGGAUCUCCAACCCCACUCAUGGAGAGCGACCGUCCUGCAGACUGCAGCGCCAACUCUGUUUCUACACACCUGUUUGUAAUUAUCAAGCAACCUUCAACACUUUAGCUGUGUCUGAAUUUGCCCCCUAUCUCCUAUAUAGUGCACUAUAUAGGCUGUCCGCCAUUUUGUAGUGUUGUCCUAAUUCUAAAUAAACAACUCAUUCAAACAUACAUUUGUUCAAUACUUUUUACCCACAAUGCAUUCUGAUAUUAAGUGUACAUCCGAUGUUCUCUUUAUUAAAAACUAAUACAAUAAACGUGACAAAUAAUGUAAAAAUGACUGACAAUUUUAGCGCUGAAAGCUCCACACGUGCAUUACACACAA